AUGGCAACUUCAGGACCAUCAACAAAUAGAACCGGAAGACCUCGUAAAGCAUCUACCGCCGCUUCUCAUCCUCCAGGCCUCACUCCAGCCGCAGACAUGCAAACACCAACGCCAUCAGCUUCGGCUGUAGGUGGAGGUAUGAGCAUGCCCCCACCUAGCUUCAGUACCAAUGGUCCAUUAACAGUAUCAGAUUGCGAAUACAUGGCUUCACAAUUGCUCGAACCAGGUAUAGCAACUCGAAAGAAAUUAGAGAUAGCUUUUGAACUAAGAGAUUCAGCUGAGAGUACCAGAGAUUUCGGAUUUUACGAAAAAUACCUUUCGAUCUUUGUACCAGCUCUCAUAACGAUCCUAGGCGAAGAGAAAUCGGUCACUUUCAUGAAGGAUAAUAUCGAACAGCGAUAUCGACAUACACUUCUCGCCUUUCUUCAAAGACUACCUCACACUGAACCAUUUAGACAUCACAUGAGCUCUGUAAUGGAUUUGUGUGUCAAGCUUUUGAAAUUAGAAAACGAGGAAAAUGCUUUGCUGUGUAUUAAGAUCAUGAUUGACGGAUUAAGGAGUAACAAGGAGCAAAUGGAGCCUUACAUUGAACCUUUUCUCGACCUUGUCAAACAAAUGUAUUCAAACACUAAAGCUGUAGUGGAAAAGGAAUUUGGUCCUACUGGAGGAGUUGCAACGGUGACUACCAAACCACCAAAUUCAGCAAUCACAAAUCCUGCUGCACCUUCACCGGCACCUGCAACUCCAGCAAGUGAUACAUCCGCCCAACCUGCACCCCCUCCUCAACCGUCUUCUUCUCAACAUCCAAUGCUCCCACAUGCUCUUCACUCUCCAAAGGUCCUCACUGAGUGUCCUAUCGCCGUUGUCCUGAUCUUUCAGACAUACAAGCAGAUCAUGCAAACGGCCAUGCUGGAUUUCUAUCCUCUUGUCAUCGACAGCAUCAAAAUACAGCCAGAACCCCAAAGAUUGGCACAUUUGGAGGCCAAGGAGAAAGGAGAAAUCUUUGUUGGUGUAGCGAACGGAAUCGGCAACAGGGAGAUGUAUGCGGAAUUGAUCAAAGCUCAAGUGAAAACCAUGGCUUUCCUGGCCUAUGUGUUGAGAGGUAACCAAGGAAAUAACAAGGAAUACGUAGAUGUUUUUCCCGAGGCUUGCCUAAGGCUGUUGAGGGAUUGUCCACCGGAGGAUGUGGGGACUCGAAAGGAACUCCUUGUCGCCACCCGACACAUCCUGACUGUUGAGUCCAGAGCAUGUUUCAUUCCCUAUAUCGACGUUCUACUUGAAGAGAGGGUCUUGGUCGGUACAGGUGUAUCCAGUCGAGAAUUACUCAGACCUUUGGCUUAUUCUGUCGUUGCGGAUUUAAUACACCAUGUUCGAAAUGAUCUUCCUUUAGCUCAACUCACUCAAGUUGUAUAUGUCUUCUCUUGCAACCUUAAUGACUCAACAUUCAACAGCUCGAUACAGACAAUGUGUGCCAAGCUUCUCAAUACGAUAAUUGACUCAAUACAUAGCAAGGCAGAUAGUGUAGAUUUUGCUCGUAUAAUCAAAGGAAUAUUCUUCACCUUUCUAGAGAAGCUGACUGCGAUGUCUGAAGCUCACGAUCGACUCAAAGCGGUUGGAAUUAGGGAUAAAGGCAAAGGAAAAGCAAAGGAGGAGGCGGAUGGAGCAGAUGUGCUAAUGGAGGAUGCCGCGAAAGAAUCGGCGGAAGAUAGAAUGCAAAAUGGAUGGAGAGAUAUUGAGCAAGCUAUGCCAGUCCACUCUGUUGCCUAUGCCAAUGAAUCCCUGGAAUCAUUCUGUCGAGAAUCACGCUACUUGUUCAAAACUCUUCUACACACUUUUCGCACCCUUCUCACGUAUACACGCCAAGGGGACACUCCAGCACCUCAGCCAGAUGGCGAGCUACUUAGCAAGUUCUUCGAGCACAGUUUAAAGUGUUUGGCAAUCUUCGAUCUCAACCAUCAACGAGAUCCCCGUGAACCAAAAGAAGCGCUCGAACUGCUCUCACAAAUACUGCUUCUUUUCGAACCUCAUGUCUUCGCUGAAGUAUGGUCAAGUCACAUGCCAUUCUUCAGCGAAUUGGCCAUAAACAACGGGCAGAUAUUCCCCAUACUUCAAAUGCUUAUCACGCACGAGAGCGUGUCCCAUCAACUGGUCGCUAUUCUUCUCAAACACCUCAUGAACAACCUUGAAGGUUUAGGUAGUAUGGAUAAGCCGCAAGCCAUUCUUACGCUCAAAAUGUUCAAAAUAUCCUUCCUCGCUAUCAACACUUAUAUCGCCAAUAACGAGGUAGUCCUAGUGCCCCAUCUUCAAAAGCUCAUCAUGAACUCGUUUGAGUAUGCGGCGAAAUCUGAAGAUCCCGCUAUCUAUUACCAGAUUCUCAGAGCACUGUUCAGGUCUAUUGGUGGCGGUAGAUUCGAAGCUCUAUAUAAAGAAGUUUUACCGAUACUACAGGAGAUGUUGGACAAUCUUGCUUAUCUCCUCCAGCAUGCCGCGGACGACAGUCAACGGGAUCUCUUUGUGGAACUUACUCUUACUGUACCUGUCCGAUUGACAAAUCUACUUCCUCAUCUCAGCUAUUUGAUGAAACCGCUUGUUCACGCUUUGGGAGCUGGAUCAGAUCUGGUUAGUCAAGGUCUCCGGACAUUGGAACUGUGUAUCGAUAAUCUCACUGCCGAAUUCCUCGAUCCCACCAUGGGUCCAGUGCUACGCAACCUCAUGGCUGCCUUGCACAAACUUCUCAAACCCAUACCAGCAAACAGAAGUCAUGCGAAUGCCGCGUUGAAGAUUCUCGGUAAACUCGGAGGCAGGAACAGACGAUUCCAAGAAGUUGAUACGAUUCUUGAUUACGAUCUCCAUAGCGAUCGUUUGAGUGCUCCAAUCACUUUCGACGGAACUAGACAUCAUCUUCAACUCGCUCCUCUUGUCGCUACCGCGGGCACUGUGCUGGCAGAUGAGAGUCAAAUCUUGAGGGAAGAUGGCUUGCAAAUGAUGAUGUAUGCUGCAUUGACAAUAUUCCAAGAGGAUGCACCGAAUCCCGAGGGUAAUGCCACAUUCCAGAGUGUUAUGACUGGACUUUUCUUAGCUUGCGGUCAACCUAAGAUUGGUGAGAAAGCACUAGAGUUUGUCCGAAAUCUUUGUCGACGGGCUUUCGCAUUGGAAUUGGGAAGAACCGAGAGCACCGACCCAAAUGCCAAACCAUUCCCAGACGGCUCUCGGAAACGAUUUUUGCCUUUGACGAACGCGUUGUCGGACUGCUUUGUGGCCACCCUGCAUGAUUCCAAGGCUGCUGAUCGAUCCGGUCUUAGCGAUUUACUUGCAACUAUCGUUACCGACUUCAAGGAACUUGCUCAAAGCCCUACAUUCGCUGGAAAAGUUGACGGAUCGCGAUCGUUUGAACGUAUGGUCGGCUUUUUGGCCCACAGACUGGUAACCUUGUGUCAUGAGGAGGACUGGUCAAAGAAAAUGGCUGGUGUAACUGCCAUGUCAGCGUUCAUACACAAGAUCGACCUCAGCAGAAAGAUGAUCAUUGACAACGAGUUAGACUUUGUUCGAGCAUUAUUGUUCUGCCUGCGAGACGCUCCCAAAGACACUCCCAAGACUUCCGAAGAGGUAAUAGACCUUAUCAAGCAUCUUCUCAAGAUUUGUCAAUCACAAGACGACGGUAAGCCUAGGUUACCACGUCUCGCCGAAGCGCUCGUGGCGGAGCUCAACAGUCAGAGUGCUUUGGCCCGUCGCGCAUCUCAAGAAUGUAUUGAAACUUUGGCAGAAGUCACAUCUCAACCAGUACCUGAUCUCAUCACCGGUAUAGCCAAAGCCAAACUGCUCAAUACCGAACAUGGUCCGAUCUACUCCAAACCCCUUCGUGCACUACCUUUCGCUAUGCAAGUGGGAAACAUCAAUGCUGUCACUUACUUGAUGGAUCUCAGACCUUCGGUUCCCGAUACUUCUGAGGAGUUCACCAGAUUGUUGCAUGAAGUCCUGGCAUUGGCGGAUGUGGAUGACGCUAAUCUGAUCAGUAAACCCGCCACUCACAAACAAGAGAAUUGGCUCAAAACUCUCCGAAUCUCGUGUCUCAAAUUACUCAAAUCUGCCAUGUCUGCUCCUGAUUUUCUCAACAAACCAAACCUCGCACAGCUUCGUGCUCGUAUCAUUCAGGUAUACUUCAAACAUGUCUAUUCUCCAAAUCCGGAUAUCGUUGAUGUCGCUCACGAAGGUUUGCGCGAUGUUCUGCAACAACAGAACAAACUCCCUAAAGACGUCUUACAGCAAGGUCUUCGACCCAUUUUGGUGAAUCUUGCCGAUGCUAAACGACUCAGUGUAUCUGGUCUCGAUGGUUUAGCUCGUUUCCUCGAGCUACUCACCAACUAUUUCAAAGUAGAGAUCGGUAUCAAACUCCUGGAUCAUUUCAAGACAUUGGGAGAGCAGCAGAUGCUUAUGAAGGCUGCUUUCUCACCCCUCGAUGACAAUCCUGAUAUUUCCAGAAUGGCUCGUUUGGUCAACAUUUUCCGGCUCUUACCUCCCAACGCCAUUCAGUAUCUCAACGAUCUUGUAUCCAAUGUUGUAGAGGUGGAAUCUAUCCUUCACCAAUCUGUGCCAGGCCCUUUCACCGAAAACCUUGGUAAAUACCUUGAUCGAUAUCAUCAAAACGGUGCACAGAACCUCUUAGACAACAUUCAAAAUCCCAGAUACGUUUGGACUUACAGAAAUAUCAUCGCCUCUGGUUGCGCACCGCAUCUUAUCGAAGAAUUGGCUUCUCGCUCAGAAGCCUUGUGCCAAUUAUGCUUUAGUAGUCCUGAGAACAUAGAUAUGGUCUUACCUGGAUUGUACUUAAUUCGCGAACUAUCUCGGGUCUCGGCAAAUUGGUUAUCUGACAGUGAACCAGCUCUGGAACCAUUGGUCAACGUCUGGAGGAUGAUUGUGUCCAAAUCAAGGGAUCUCAAAUCCGAUAUGACGAGCUACCAUUAUCAGCAGAUGCCUUCGUUACUUCUCGAGAUGUUCAUGACUAGUCUUAAACAUCAACAGCACAUUCCUCUACUCUUCCAUGUAGUAGAGGCAUACGAAGUGCGAGCUUCAUUCGAACGAUCUCACGUUUCAUUCUUCUUAUAUCAACAAGUCGCUCUUCAAGAUUCCUUGGAGUACCGCAGAGACGUUAUCGAAUACUUCUUCAACCUCUACGAGGAAGAUAGUGUAUCAUGGGCGUUCAAAACAAAUGCGUUACGAGUGAUUGUAAACCCAACUUUACGGGUUCACUUCUCACAAUCUAAUGCUGAUCAAUCGAUAAUAUCCCCACAAUUGGUGCAGAAAAUCGCAAAUCUAAUGUGGAGGCCUCUAGCAGCCACAGCCGCGGCGAAACAAAGAGAGGAUACUCACCUGAUCGAGGUUUUCGCCUUGACAACCCUUCUUGUGCAGCAUUGCAGCGCUAAAGUCAAUGAAGCGAGGAAGGAGAUUUUCAAACUCGCUUGGAUGGGUAUCAACCUUUUGGAACCUACCGUCAAGCUCAUGGCAUACGUUUUAGCCGCAAGAUUCAUGGCAACUUACGAAACACCUGUGAAAUUUGUCAGACUAACUUGGACUGGUGUUCUGCGCCUCAAAGAAACAGAUAACCGAACUCUGUAUAGGCAAGCUAUCGAUACGCUUGCAUCCUCCCUAUCCGUCCGAGAUCCCCCUCCUGCCAGCGGUACACCAGAGUGGGCCAAACUGCUACGAACGGUGCUCAUUGAAGAAGGUCAUGCCACGAAUCAACUGGUCACAGUGUGCGAAUUACUCGUUAAUCACCCUGAUUUAUUCUACGACUAUCGAGAACUUUACGUCCCUCACGUUGCCAAUUCUCUAUCAAAACUUGCUUUCGUUCAAGCUGCUACGCCUGAACUCAAAAAGCUUACCGUCGAUAUCGUGGAAUUGAUCUUCAACUGGGAGAAGAAACGUAUGGCAGCUCGAGACGCUGAAGCUAUGGAUGUUGAUGACGGACCCAAACGAAAUGGAGAUCACCUGGCUGAGCAGUCACCCGUCAAGAGGCAGAGAGUAGACAGAGCCGGCACUGCUAUAUCGGGAAGUAGUGGUGGUGGUUGGGCUGCGCCCGGGCAAGUUAGGGAAUUGAUGACGGCUCAUCUACUGAGAUUAGUCUCUACAUCUUCUGAAUCAGUGACCAGAAAUGGACUGACUCGAAGAGCGCUCGAUCUUUUCAAGGAGAUUCUAGGACCUAAAGGACUGCCCAAUGUGCAUGUCAAACUUGGUUUCUUCCAUAGGACCAUGACGCAGGACAUCAAUGAUAACACCAGGACUACAGUCGCUAAUUCCACCGAAGUCAUUGCCGCUGCCGCUGCCGUCCGCGAUUCCCAUUGGGUCAAAGUCAACCUUGGAUUAUUGUCUAAACUGCUCGAAAAGGUAUGGGUGUCGGACGAGACAGACCUGCAUCAAGUUGUCGCUCCUUUGACCGAGGAUCUCUUCGCGGAAAUGCCUCUAGAUGAAAACACCGCCACUGAUCCGGAACCCAAGGCACUCUUAACCUUUGUUCAAAACGCUGUGAACGAUGGUUUGGUACAAAGUUUGAAAUCGAAUUCCAGUCUUCCUGGCACUCUUUUCCUCCUGCGAUCAUGGCUCAAAACUCACCCCAAGGUCCUGCAAUCGGAGACUAUUAGUGCAGCAUUACUCAAGGUUCUUGGUAGCUUAGUCAGAAGUCAUACUGCUUCUACUAGUAGCAAUAGCAAUGCACCCGCACAAGCAGUUGAUCCGGAUCCCACAGCGAAACUCAUUAUAUCUGUACUUGAUAUCAUCCGUGACCGAGUGAGUGAUUUACGCGAACAACGAAAGGCACUAUACAGUAUCAUCACCACACUGGUCGAACGAUCUUUAAGCACAACUUUGUGUCGAUACGUACUACAAUUAGUCCGACAUUGGGUUAUCGAAGAUUCCGAAGGUGCAUUGCAUGGAAAAGAAAAGGCCAAUAUUCUAUUGCGCAUGCCUGUCUUCGAGCAAAGGGGUGAUGAACUUUUCCAAGAAUACCUCGAUGUCAUUUAUGAAAUCUAUGAAGACGAUAAAUUAAGAUCCACCGAAAUCACACAUCGACUGGAACAAGCUUACUUGCUUGGUACCAAAUCGAAAAAUGCUGUUCAACGAGCUAAAUUCCUGGACAGAUUGGAUCAAAGUACCCCCAGAACUCUCGAUGGGAGAUUACAAUUCCUUUAUGCCUUACAUAAUUGGGAAACACUCGCCGAUUGUUAUUGGAUUCCCCAAAUUCUCAGCCAGGUCCUUGGUGUAGCUGACCACGAAGAGAACCUCAUUCGAAAACCUGCACCUUCGUUACUCGACUCCGACCCUAUCUUCGAGAUGGCCCUAAACGCUACCAUCAGUGAUAUCAUCUCACCAGCAAGAAAUCUGAUUCACAUCGAUAACGAUCUCGCCCACCGGCUUUGGAUAUCGGUUUUCCCUAUGUGUUGGUCAUCUCUUACUCGAGCCCAACAGACAGCUUUCACGCCGUAUAUCGUCAAGGUUCUUGCGAAAGAAUACCUUCGAAAGCAAGUCGAAAUGCGACCCAAUGUUGUUCAGACCUUCCUCGACGGUAUACUCGCUUGUAGACCUCUAAUCAACCUCCCCCCUUUGCUCGUCAAGUAUCUUGCGAAGACUUACAAUACUUGGUACGCAGGAUUUGAGAUUCUCACCAAGCUCAUCGACAUCUAUCGACCGGAUGAUGUCUUGCGAGAACUCUGUGCAAGUGCUCUUAGCGAAUUGUAUGCCGAACUCUGCGAGGAAGACAUGUUUUAUGGCCUUGCUAGAAGUCGAUGUGUCUUCCCCGAGACUAUCGCGGCUCUCACCUACGAGCAGAAUGGUUUGUGGCCCAAGGCAAUCGAGCUCUACGAAACAGCACAAAUCAAAGCCAGGAACAACUUGUUGCCUUUCACCGAAGCCGAGUACUGUUUCUGGGAGGAUCACUGGAUCUUGUCUGCGCAAAAGCUACAAAAUUGGGAGAAUCUGACAGAAGUAGCCAGAGUGGACCAAGACGCGGACUUGCUAUUGGAAUGUGCUUGGAGACUAUCCGAUUGGAGUUCACCAGAUCGUGAUAUGAUUGACCAAAACAUUGCUCGAGUGUCUGAUAUUCCUACUCCCCGUCGAAAAACUUUCGAAGCUUUUGUUGCUCUCCUUCGAUCACACAUGCAUAAAGAACCACCCAACGAAUUCUUCAAGAUUCUGGACGAGGCCCAGCAGGUUACUCUCCGGAAAUGGGUUAGUCUACCAACCCAUAUGACCAACGCGCAUCUGCCACUUCUUCAGAUGUUCCAACAAACUGUUGAACUCACUGAAGCCGCUCAAGUCUUCGACAGUCUUGCCAUGACGAACCAGCAAAACCUCGAAAUGAGAUGCAACAGUGAUCUGAAGACUAUCUUCCAGACUUGGCGAGAUCGGUUACCUAACUUUUGGGACGACAUCAGUGUUUGGAGUGAUCUUCUCGCUUGGCGUCAACAUGUCUUCCAAGCUGUUACAAGGGUUUAUCACCCGCUUGUCUCCCCUACUGAUGCCGCAACUUAUGGUUAUAGAGGUUUUCAUGAAACGGCAUGGAUGAUCAAUCGAUUUGGCGAAGUCGCUCGUCGACACGGUCUCUUAGAUGUUUGCAGUGUCGCGCUCAACAAGAUCUACAUGUUGCCCAACAUUGAGAUAUCCGAAGCAUUCCUCAAAUUACGAGAACAAGCGUUAUGCUUCUUCCAAAAACCCGACAAAUUCAAUGAUGGUCUUGAAAAUAUCAGCACGACAAAUCUGAUGUAUUUCGCACCUCCUCAGAAGGCCGAAUUCCUUACUCUUAAAGGAAUGUUCAUAUCUCGUUUGGGUCAGAACGAAGAAGCCAAUGCAGAGUUCGCUCAUGCCAUUCAAAUGGACAUGAACCUGCCCAAAGCAUGGGCUGAAUGGGGUAGAUUCAACGACAAGCUCUAUCGAGAUAGACCAGAAACAGUCCCUGGACCAGCACCAGAACCGGAACCUGGAAAGCAGAAAGUAACGGAUGAACAAUGGCAGGAGCAAUACGCUCACGAUCGAGCUAUCCUGGCUUCGAGUGCUGUCUCUUGUUACCUCCAGGCUGCGGGAUUAUACAACAAUCACAAGUCAAGAGGUCUUCUUCUUCGUGUACUUUGGUUGCUUGGUCUAGACGAUAGCAGUAACAACAUUUCCAAAGCAUUCGAGAAUUACAAAGGAGAUCUGGUCAUUUGGUAUUGGAUCACCUUGAUUCCUCAACUGCUUAUGUCUCUUUCACACCGAGAAGCCAAACAAGCUAGACUUCUUUUGUUACGUAUCGCCAAGCAGUUCCCUCAGGCCUUAUUCUUCCACCUCAGAGUCUCUAGAGAAGACUUUGUCAGCAUCAAGAAACAACAGCAGUCUCGACUGGCGGCUCAACGUCGUGCGGACGCAGCGACGAAAUCCCUCACGGCGAACGUAUCGACUACUGCUGAUGGUGGUGGGGAGCCCAGAUCUUCGGAAGAUGUCAAAGACGGAGUCAAGGAGGAACAAAACGGAAGCACUCCUGCGGCCACUAAUGGUAGCCAGGUGGCUCAACAAGGCCAACAACUCAAUGGAAAUGCCAACGGAUCGAUGGCUCCACCUUCUUCAGUCCCACCUCCUCCGCGACAACCAUGGGAUCUCGUUGAUGAAAUCAUGAAUAUGCUCAAGACCGCUUUCCCACUGUUGGCACUGACAAUGGAGAAGAUGGUGGAUCAAAUAUCUCUUCGAGCUAAACCUAAUUCUGAUGAAGACAUUUAUCGAUUCUUCUCUGCUCUACUUGCGGAUGCUAUGCAGCAGUGGGGUGGUAGAAAUGGACUUCCUAAUGAUGACGGAGAAUUGAGUGCUCAGACAAAGGAUAAUCUGGCCAAAUUCGCUACUAAUCUCAACGGAGAUUUAAAGGCGAUGAUCGAAAAGGAUUUCAUGAAGGACAUGCCCAAGUUGCGCGAGUACAUCAAACGACUUCAGAGAUGGCGAGAUUUCUACGAGAAGAACCUUGAUGGUAGACCAAAAAUACAACCGCUAGAUCAAGGUGGAUGUAACCUCACUGAGUUCCAUCAUACCAAAUUCGACGAUGUCGAGAUUCCUGGUCAAUACGUUCACCAUGUCGACCAAGGCGAAGAGUUUAUCAAAAUCGCUCGAUUCGCUCCAAAAGCUGAACUAGGUCGAGGCCACGGACAUUGUUUCCGUCGAAUAACCAUGGUUGGCAAUAACGGUUCCUCUUAUACUUUCCACGUGCAAAUGCCAGCUGCUCGACAUUGUCGCAGAGAGGAACGUCUCACCCAGUUGUUCCGCAUUAUGAAUAGUGUACUGAAGAAGAGGAAAGAGUCACGACGCCGAAAUCUGCAAUUCCAUCUUCCUACCGCGACUCCCCUUGCUCCCCAACUCCGACUGGUUCAAUCUGAUUCGUCAUACGUUAGCUUGCAAGAUAUCUUUGAGGACUAUUCAGCUUCGAAAGGAGUGUCACGAGAAGAUACGACUCUUGCCUACUUCGACAGAAUGAAGCAAUUGCAUGAUCCUGCUAUUCCAAGGAAUGAUCCUAAAUUCAUUCAACUCAAAUCUGAAGUCAUGGAAGAAAUUCAGACGAAGAUGGUGCCGGAAACAAUUAUGACAAACUAUAUGAUCAGGACAAUGAAGGACGCCGAAUCCCUCUGGCUCAUGCGAAAGCAGUUCGCUCUACAAACUGCUACGACCAUGUUCCUCACAUACGUCUGCUGCUUGAGUAGCAGAGCGCCUUCACGAUUCUACAUUAGUCGAAAGACAGGUCUUAUGUAUAUGACUGAAAUACUACCUGCUUUUGCUCCCGGGCAACCGCUGAUCCAAUCGCAAGAGUCUGUACCAUUCAGACUUACACCCAACAUGCAGGACUUCAUCACCAGAGUCGGUGUUGAAGGUGUCGUCACAGCUGCAUGUACCGCCAUCGCGAGAUGUCUUACCCAACCUGAAUUCGACUUGUCGGGCACUCUAUGCUUGUUCGUUCGAGAUGAGUUGCUUAUCUGGCACAACACAUUCGUAAAAGAUCCUCGUCAAGAUAGUCCACUUAUCACUCAUGUACAUAAGAACGUUGAUAACUUUAUCAAACGGGCUGGAACAAUGGGUUACAUAGGUGAUAAUAUCAAAGAUAAAUCACCGAACGCAGCUCCAGCCAUACAUGCUAUUGUCACUUUGAUCUCACAAGCUACUGCUCCAUUGAACUUAGCGCAAAUGGCUGAUACUUAUAUGGCUUGGUUCUAA
Molecule: messenger RNA, 11211 nt
Organism: Kwoniella shivajii
Lineage: Eukaryota; Fungi; Basidiomycota; Tremellomycetes; Tremellales; Cryptococcaceae
Exons: 17
Coding region: 1-11211 (3736 amino acids)
Biological process (GO): regulation of DNA-templated transcription; DNA repair
Cellular component (GO): nucleus; NuA4 histone acetyltransferase complex; SAGA complex
Molecular function (GO): protein binding
Source: RefSeq, a predicted model, not a curated record